Messenger RNA from Phalacrocorax carbo (great cormorant), 1050 nucleotides. The record is from RefSeq and is a predicted model, not a curated record. Lineage: Eukaryota; Metazoa; Chordata; Aves; Suliformes; Phalacrocoracidae.
CCGUCCCCCUCCGCCGGAACCGGAAGUGUAGCGCAGCGGGACGGAGCGGCGGCCGCCCAUGGCGGCCCCCGCGGACCCGUCGCUGCUCUCGGCCGAGUUGGAGGCGGAGGAAGGGGAUGAUGAGGCGCUGCGGCGGCUCCUGCUGCAGGCGACCCAGGACGAUGAGGAGCACCCCCCCGCCGCCCCCUCCCGCGCUGUCACCCCGCAGCCAGGGCUGUGUGUGAAGACCCGGGCGGGGGGGGCCAAGGUCUUUGUCAACAUCUGUCACUCGCGGGAGGUGCCCCCGCCCCCACCGUUGUCCCCCCCUGGGCUGCAGCGCCUCCUCCACGCCCCCCCCACUGCUGCAGGGGCCUUCCGCAUCCCUAUGAGCCUGGGGGAGCCCCAUGCCGAGCUAGACCGCGGCGGCCAGGGCUGUACCGCCUACGACGUGGUGGUGAACUCGGGGUUCUUCCGCACACUCCAGGCUGACCCCCUGUACCUGGAGUUCUUCUUGACGGUGGCCAUGGAGGGGCUGUCGGAGAAGUACGGGGUGGAGCUGGAGCUGACUGGCUGGCGGGUGCUGAAGAACCGCAAGUUCAUGGGCUCCGUCUCAGCCCAGAACAUCCGGGCGCGGCCCCGGCCCCGCAUCCAGGAGCUCGAGGGCCCCCUACAGGAGCCACCGCCACCUCCCAGACCCCCAGGACCCCCCCAGUUCGUGGUGGUGGCUGAGCCCUCAUCUGAGCACCCGCAGGUGCUGCAGGCACGCAUCCUCCUGCCCCAUGCUGCAGGGGCGGGGUCUCUGUGGCUGGGGCUGAGUGAGGAGCGGUUGGUGCUGAGGGGAGCAGAGGGGGCUCCCCACCUCCUGGAGCUGGGGCUGCCCCUCCCCGCCGACCCCACCCGCUGCCACGCCCGCUUCCACCGAGGCACCAAGGUCCUCACUGUGACGAUGCCGCUGCAGGUGUGAGGGGGCGGGUCCCCCCUCCCCCUGCAUGCCUGGGUCCCCCCGGGUCCCCCCUUGUUCCCUGAUCCCAUUUUUUUGUACAAAAAACUUGGAAUAAAGCGUGACCCGGA